AUGAAAUCCGCCUUGAAGUGGGAUGUCCUCGCCAAGUGCAGCACCACCAAGGCCAGGGCUGCGGUCCUCACCUUGCCACACGGUCCUGUCAACGCCCCAGUCUUCAUGCCUGUUGGGACACAGGGCACUCUCAAGGGCAUCACUCCUGAACAAGUCGAGGGACUCGGAUGUCAAAUCAUGCUCAACAAUACUUACCAUCUCGGUCUUCGUCCUGGUCAGGAACUACUGGAUGCAUGUGGAGGCGCACACGUUUUUCAAGGCUGGAACCGCAACCUCUUGACAGAUAGUGGUGGAUUUCAGAUGGUGUCACUAUUGAAGUUAGCCGAGAUCACAGAGCAGGGAGUCCAGUUCGAGUCGCCCCACGACGGAUCGUUGAUGCUACUCACCCCAGAACACUCCAUGUCUCUUCAAAAUUCGAUCGGAGCCGAUAUCAUGAUGCAAUUGGACGACGUUGUCUCCUCUUUAACUACUGGACCCCGCGUAGAAGAGGCAAUGUGGCGAUCAAUUCGCUGGUUGGAUAGAUGCAUCAAGGCACACAAGAAGCCAGAGACACAGAACUUGUUUGCGAUCAUUCAGGGAGGACUGGAUCCAGAGCUGAGGAAGAAGUGUAUUGACGAGAUGGUUAAGCGGGACACGCCGGGAUACGCAAUUGGAGGAUUGAGUGGAGGAGAAGAGAAGGACAAGUUUUGGAGAGUUGUUACGCUGUGCACGGAUCUGAUGCCCAGGACCAAGCCUAUAUACUGCAUGGGAGUCGGGUACGCGGAGGAUCUGGUGGUGUGUGUGGCAUUGGGCGUCGACAUGUUUGACUGCGUCUUCCCGACGAGAACAGCGCGCUUUGGAAACGCACUGACUUCGACAGGAACACUGAGCUUGCGCCAGGCAAAGUUCAAGGAUGACUUUAGACCGAUCGAAGAAGGAUGCGACUGCAUUGCCUGCAAAUCAUACACUCGCGCAUACCUGUACACGGUGGUGACCAAGGAAACGGUGGGAUGCCACUUGAUUUCGAUCCACAACACCGCAUACCAAUUGCGACUCAUGAGACAGAUACGCGAGAGCAUUAUCGAAGAUCGGUUCCCACAGUUUAUCCACAAGUUCUUUAAGGACCUCUUCAAGGAAAAGAGUGCAUACCCAGAGUGGGCCGUGAACGCGUUGAGGAGCGUCAACGUUAACCUUUUG
Molecule: messenger RNA, 1176 nt
Organism: Gamsiella multidivaricata
Lineage: Eukaryota; Fungi; Mortierellomycota; Mortierellomycetes; Mortierellales; Mortierellaceae
Product: queuine tRNA-ribosyltransferase
Exons: 4
Cellular component (GO): cytosol
Molecular function (GO): tRNA-guanosine(34) queuine transglycosylase activity
Source: RefSeq, a predicted model, not a curated record